GCGUUGGGGGAUUCCGAGCGGAGCUGGUUGAGCGCUCAAAGUCCCUCUUGCCUCGCGCGCUGGCUUUGGUCGGGGGGGCGGGAGGGGGGGUCCCUGGCUUGCUCCAUUGGUGUCAAUACAAAAGAGGGAGCCGAGCGCAGCGCAGCGAAACGGAGCGAGCCUCCUGCUGAAUCAGGGACAUGGACAUGAAGAAAAGGAUCCACUUAGAGCUGCGGAACAGGACGCCCUCCGACGUAAGCCUGUGCAAGGAGAUUUUUAUUUUAUUUUUGUAAUGUGGGGCGGGGGGCUUUGUGAGAAGGUGUUGGUACGGGGGGCAGCUUGCAAAAAGAGAGCCAAUACAUCAGGAGUAAGGGGGCGCGCUCGCCGUGGGGAGAGGUGGGCGCCGUCUGUGCCAGCUGCCGUCGUGGGUGCUUUUGCUGCCCUUGAGGUGCCCACGGUGUGUAUGUGUGCGCGCGCGUGGCUGUGUGUGUACCCACAUGGGGGGGGGGGUGCCCAAAAGCUCACGCGUUUGAGUGUGACCAAAGAUGGGGCGGGGGGGGGGGUAAGAAAAAUUACCACCCGGUUUCCAAGGCAAGUCUCCUUCGUGUUUGGUUGCCCGGGUGGCAGGGAAAAUAGCGCCCCGGGAAAGCGCGUCGCAAAAGCCUCGGCAUAAUAAUGGCUUGUCGAGUUGGCGCUGCGCUCCGGCGGGGACUGGAGGAGUUUGCUAGGAUCAGGUUCUGGAGCCGGGCAGGUUGGGGGGGGGGGUCUGCGAGCGACUUGGGGGGCGAUCACCAGUUUUCAUUGCCUCUUCGCAGCGGAUCAGGCGAGGGUGACUGGGGAGCCAUAUUUGCAACUUUGUAGUCCUCAUGAACGCGCCCUUUCUCUCUCCCUCUCAUCCUCCCCUCCCCAGAUGUUGCGAAGCUCAGGCAUAGUUUUUGGGAGGGUAGGGGGAGUUUGCAUUCAAUACAAGGGUUGGAGGAUGGGUGGGGGGCUUAAACCCUCCGAUAUAGCGAAGAGGGCAAGGAAGCUGGCGGCCGAAGCAGCCCCGAUGGAGCCACCAUCCUCACGCAAACACAAGAUACACAAAAAGGCGGGCGAAAGGAAGCGGGGGUUGCUGACUGGUUGAGUUACCCCCCUUUUCCUCGGGGCUGGACUUGGGAUGUUGUUCUGCUUCUGCCUCUAAAUAAAGCUGAAACUUUGUCCGAGCGAGGAAGAGGUUGAGCUGCAUUUUGUAAAGUCUCCCAGCCUCGCCCGGGCGAUUUCCAGGGCUCCGUUUUCCCCCCUGGUGCCCAUUUGCAACAGAAGAAAACACUUCAGCCUGUGUAAGGUUGGGGCGGCGGGGGGGGGGGGGAGAACUUGAGGCGCUGCAUCCUUCCCGCCCCGCCGCCCAAGGAGAAAUUAAGGUUGCCCGUUUCGAAGGCUGGUCUUCGUGGGGAGAGAUUUGGGUGGCUUCUACUCUGCGUAAAGACGAUGUCUUCGGAACCGGAGUGCGAGCUCUCAUCUCUCCCUCCCAUUCUUUUGCAAGAACUCGCCUGUGUCUGGGGAAGCAAGUGCCCCCCCCUCCCCAACCCCACCCUCUUUAAAGAUGUUUUCCUCCGCUAACGCGGGGGUGGGGGCAUUUACGUAAGGUUUUAAAAUCAUAACGCAGUUGGGUUCCACCGUGCUGGUGGCGGUAGUGGGGGAAAUGGAUCGGUCACCUGCCUCCUUUCGCCCCCAUCUCCCUUACUACCCCUGCCUCGGAAGCAGCAGCAGCAGCUGCAGCUCUCUGCGAUUUCGGGCCCCUAGACAAGCGCAAGAACCUGACCUGCAGAUUUAUGUAACGUGCUCUUUAAACUUUAAAAGAAAGAAGUCUGGAAAGGGGGGGGGCGCUUUUUAUGGCACACACACCGGCGCAGUUCUGCUUUUCCCUCUCUCUCCGUCGCGGGUGUUGACUAAGGCUUGUGCGGGCAGACGCGUCUCUGGCCGCGGGCGUGUUUUGUGUGUGCGCUCGUGGGGACGCCGGAGCCGCCUUGCUUGUGGGUCGGGAGCUCCGUCGGACGAGCGCACUCCUCGCUCUCUCUCUCUCUCUCUCUGCCUCCGCCCCGCGGAAAGCCUCUGCCUAACUUGGGUCUCCUCGCUGGCGCUGGUCACACACACUCACUCCGAAGUAGGACACGGCGCCAUCUUUCCCCCCGUCGAACUGCAAAGGAGAGAAGAGGCUGGGUUGGGAAGCGGAGGAGCUCUCUGGAUCCACGCGAGGAGGAGGAGGAGAACGCAAUCUGCACGGACGCCUAGAAAACAAAACAAAAAAAUAUGGGGGGGGGGGACGACGUGCUCGUUCAUAGCUGGGCGGGGGAGUGUCUGUGGAUCGCGGCGCCCGCCCGCAGGAAUCUCUGCGCGCGGUGCAUAAUUCAUGGGCAGAAGGUUACCUUUUCCUUCCCGGGCGGCGGGAGCAGCAGAGCGAGCGCGAGAGAGAGAGAGAGAAGCAGGGAAGCGCCUCCACCCACCCCGCGCCCUCCUCCCUACCCCCCCCCCCCCAGUGCGCACGCUUGGGCUCCGAUCACGGGAACGGACGGGGUGGGGGGUGGGGAUGGACGGUGGCGCUUAGCCGCCUCGGAGCCAAAGGGGGCAGCCGCCUGCCUGCCUGCCUCCCUCCGCCGUGCGUGCGUGCGAGCGAGCCGAACAUGACUGCCAGCUUCCAGGGGCUGCCAUUUUGUCACUGGUGUCACUGACGCGGGAGGGGGAGAGGCGCGCCGUUUAGACGGGCAAAACGGCCAGGAAAAGGAGGUUUGCACAAGCAUUACGGAAGUUGCACCCAAGGUGAUUGCGGGGCGGGGUGUAGUUUGAAGGACGAGCUUGCUUUCGGGGGCCCAGCAAUUUCCCAUCUGCUUGCUGUUGGCGGGAAGGGGGGGCGGCUUUUUGGAAUCAGCCAGUCAUUUUAAAGUGCUUCCCGACAGAGACAAUAUUUGGGUCGGGAGGAAGGGUGGGCUGCGGCGAAACGCAGCGAGGGCCUUCCAUCCUAUUUGGGGAGGGGGCCUGUCUGGGGCUCCUGCCCUAUAGAUUCUACAGUCGUUCCUGCCGCCCGUUGUCAGUGGAUUUUCUUUGAAAUGUGGAAGAUGUGGGAAGGCAGAGUCAAGGCCAUCUUUCCUAGUAAGACAGGAAGGUUCCUUUUCUCUUUGGCGGCAAAAAUACUGGCUCUGGGUUUUUACUUUAUUGUAUUUGAGUUACCAGCAACAACCAUGGAGCUCCUUUCCUUUCGAAAAAGCAAUUGAUUGCCAACAGUCCCACCUUAAGAGAAGGCAAUGCUGCAAAACUUUCAUUUAUACUGUAUCCUAGUUAUUGCUGAAGAGAAAUAAGUGGGGGAAUUCUUUAGACUUUAUGUCCCCUAGCAGAGCCUACUGCUUAAAGGAUUUCUUGUAGAAGGUUUGGCUACUGUCUUCCACAACAAUGAUAGCUUAAAACUAGAAUUUUAGCCAUGGGAUCACAAAAUUUUAUCAAGAGAAUUUCACAGUAUUCUGCAAUUUCUUAAAAUAAUAUCAGAUUACUUCUAGAUAGGUACAUUUUGUCAUGGAAAAGAUAAUCAUCUAUUUAAAAAUGUCUCAGUUAAAAUGAAAGCAAGUAUUGUUAAUCUAGCUGAUUCAUUGGAAUAUAGUGAAUUUAUUUAUAGUGUGCCAUUCCAAACAUGUAUAAAAGUGGCUUUAUACCUAACCACCUUUUGUUCAUUUACUAUUCAUUAGGUUUUUGCUAGACAUUUGAAUAUUUACUAUUCAUGAAGUUCUAGCCAAGCAUUUGGAUUUGUUUUAUUAAAGGCUCUUGCUUGGAAAUAGGUUACAAAUGUGUCCAAAGCAAGACAGAUUAACUUCCAAUAAAUUUUUUGUUGAGGGUGAUGUAUUUGGAAUAGUCUGUAUGGUUUAUUGGGUUGCUGGUGGUGGUUUUCUUUUUUUCUUUUUACAAGGAUUGAAAUUAUGCAAGCCGAGUCCAUUAAAAAUCAAACAAAUCCUCUGUUGGGGAUUCUGUUCUCUUGCCUUGAUUAUAUGAAUGGGAGCUUAGCUACAGCAGGAGAGCCCAGUGGAUUGUGUCCAGGGCAAAGUUGAUAGUUUUAACCUGGUGUAUCAUAUGCCAGUCUUUCCCAACCUGGUGCUCUCCAGAUGUUUUGGACUACAGCUCCCAUCAGCCCAACAUAAUACAGCUGUGCUGUGCUGGCUGGGACUGAUGGGGAUUGUAGCUUAACAUAUCUGGAGGGCACUAGGCUGGGGAAGGCUGCCAUAUGAUGUUUUUCAUGUUAACUCCUUAUGCCCUGGACCUGGUGAAUUUCAAUUCUAUAUGACCCAUUUAACUGAAAUGUUUAAUUUAGCAGAAUUUCCUUUUGUUUCCUCACUUGUCUCAAUAUUCCAUGGGUCUCUGUAAACUGGAGUUGACUUUAUUGGAAAAACUAUACGCUUGCUUACCUAUGCUGUAACGCAGAUCUGGUAAUCCUGUUGGUUCACAACAGACGUUACCAGUAGUUUACACAGGUAUAGUGGGCAAGACUAUUGCACUCCAUUUUUAAAGUUAUUUAUUUCAUGGCAAAAUCAAGGAGCAAGAAAUCUAACUCACCCUGGGCAGCAAGAUGAGCCCCACCUACCUGAGCCUGGAACUGGAGAGGAGUGCUGGGGUGGGGAUAAUCUUCAAGGUGCAUGGGGAGAGGCAGUCCCCCGCCCUCAUUCAUUUGGAACUGGUUAGAGGAUUUUCGGCCUGGUGUUUUACUUAUGAUGGGCUUGCAGCAGCAUGUCUGAAGCUCUGUAUAAUAACAGAAACAAGAUUCCCAGUCCUUUCCCUUACUGUUAGGUGUGGGUAGGGGGGAUUGAAAACUGGGUGGAGGGUUAAUGGAAUGGAGUAUUGUGGAGAAGGGCAUGACUGACUGACUGAGACACCGAACAGGAGGACGUUGCAACAAUUAGUUGCAGGUCUUCUGUAUCCCAGCUGGAAACUUUGAGAAGAAGGGGUGCCAAGAGAUCAGUUGUAGUUGAUCCCCUGAAGAAGCGUGAGCCUGGAAAUAUGGGAUGAUUGUAGCUUUGUAGAGUUGGAAGGGGUCCCAAGGGUCAUCUAGUCCAACCCCCUGCAAUGCAGGAGUCUUAGCGACAGCAUUCAUGACAGAUGGCCAUCCAACCUCUAUUAAAAAAAAAUUGCACUGCAUAUUUUAUUUGUUCAGACAUUUUAUCCUUGUUGUUUUUAAAAUAUCUGAUCUUGCAGCUGUGUGGCUUUUCGCUUUCCUUUCCACAUCCCAAAAUCUGGUAUGAUAAAUCCUGGGAGCCUGUUGCCUGGUUGGUGGAAAAGAGUUGGCUGGACUUCAGCCCCAGCUUGGCUGUAAUAGAGGAUGAGAAAAGGGUGGGGGGAAAUAUUGGUGCAACAAGGAGGAUCUAGUGCCACUUGUUAGGGAGGGCAGUUGAGUGGUUGAUGGCUCCUAAGUAUACAAUUAUGUAUACUAGGCACUUCUGUGCUUUAGCAGGGAGCUCAGUCCUUGCCCACAUGCUCUUGCUGUUCAGUUUCUCUCCAAUAACCUUCCUUUUGCUGAGACAGCAAGGAGGUGCUGGCUUUGCUUAAUGCAGUUCUUCAGCCAUCUGGCUCCCAGAGGCUCUGCCUGCCUGCCUGCCUUUGAUGGGAGGGGUUCCUUUGGUACUCCGUAGGGAGAGUAUUCCUGCAAGAUGUAGUUCUUUGCUGCCGCUGCUGCUGCUGCUGCUGCUUGUUUUUAUCUGAUGUGAUUUCCACAUUGCAAGCCAGGUAAGCAGUGCUGAAGGUAUCUGUUCCUGCAAAGGGAAUGCCACAGAGGCAAUUUCAGAACAUGUUUGUUCAUUGUAAUUGUUGAACAGAGGUUAGACUGUCUGAAAAGGCAAACGGUGGAGUCACUAUUUUUUUAGAAGUAUAAUAACCUGCUGGCUUUGUAUGGAGAAGAAGGAGGUACACCUCCAUCUCCUCUUUAUAAACUGCCUAAUGUGAACUAUAUUCUGGUGACAUCUUCAUAGUCACCCACCCACACCCCAUAUGUUUUUCUCUGGUCUACUACCUGACCAGACUGCAGGAGGCAGUGGAAGACAGGAGUGCCUGGCGUGCUCUGGCCCAUGGGGUCACGAAGAGUCGGACACGACUAAACGACCAAACAACAACUACCUGACAUCUGAGCAACAUGAGCCUGGCUGUUGGAUCAGGCCGAAGGUCCAUGUAAUCCAGCAUCCUAUUCUUACAGUGGUCAACUAGAUGCCUCUGGGAGGCCUUCAAACAGGUCCUGACCUUAGUUCUGCAUUGUUUUUCUUCCAACUUUUUUUUCAGUCACUGGCCUGGUGUUUUUCAUGUGAGGGACCCUUGGAAACUUUCUGUUCCCUGUACCUCAGUGUAAGGUAAAGGGACCCCUGACCAUUAGGUCCAGUCGUGACCGACUCUGGGGUUGCUGCGCUCAUCUCGCUUUAUUGGCCGAGGGAGCCGGCGUACAGCUUCCGGUUUAUGUGGCCAGCAUGACUAAGCCACUUCUGGCAAACCAGAGCAGAGCACGGAAACGCCAUUUACCUUCCUGCUGGAGCGGUACCUAUUUAUCUACUUGCACUUUGAUGUGCUUUCAAACUGCUAGGUUGGCAGGAGCAGGGACCGAGCAACGGGAGCUCACCCCGUCGCGGGGAUUCAAACCACCAACCUUCUGAUCAGCAAGUCCUAGGCUCUGUGGUUUAACCCACAGCGCCACCCGCGUCCCUUCUCAGUUAGUACCUCAGUGUACUAACCUCUUAUUCGAGGACUCCUAGGUUUCCACCCAUUGCUCUACUUAACGGUACUAUUUAUGGGUCACAAUGAUGUUUUCAAAAAAACCAACAUGCCCUUUUAUGUGCCCUGUCUGGUACUAAAUAGCACACCUGCACAAAUCCCUUGACAUCAAUGAGAGUUGUGCCAGAGCAACCAGCUGAACUAUCCCAUCUGUAAUUAAGUCAUAAUUUGGCAUAAGAAGAGCCCUGCUAGUUCAGGUUAUCUAGUCCAACACCCUGUUCUCACACUGUGCCUAAAUACCUAUGGGAAGCCCUCAAAACAGGAUGAGAGUUCAACAACAGCGCUCUCCUUUGUAAACCCCAGCAACUGGGAUUCAGAGACAUAGUGCCUCCUACUCGACAUAAAUUAAGAAAGCUACAGGCAUCCCAAAAUAACAGCUGUGGAUUUUCCAGUAACAGAGGAUCGCCUCUGGUUGUGAAGCCAGCUUUGAGGUUGCACCAAGACCGUUGGAGAUUUCUUUUGUCUCCCCACCUCUUCCUUCCCUAAUUUGGGCUGGGGCAAGCGGGAGGGUGCCUAAAAAGACUUUUAUGGGAAGUCCACAUCUGUGAAUUAUCCAUUGAAGGUAGCCCUCCUGUUUUGGACUAGAGGCUCACCACACCUUAAAUUCUCACACAGUUAUUACGGCAAAAGAUUUCAUGGACCUGAGCCCACAAAAACCUACGGCAUAAUAAACGUGUUCCUUUCUAAGGUCUCUGGCUGGUUUUGCUGCAAUAGACUAACCCUGCUACCCUUCUGGAAAUUACAAUAAAUGCCAUUUUGUUUGUUAAAUUGCUGCUGCACCCUUCUUCCAAGGCGCCUAGUUCCUCCCCGUCCCCUUUGUGAGAUGGGUUAGACACACACACAGUAGAAUGAGGGCCCCCACUGAGAGCUGCACAGAUGGAGGCAGGUUUGAACUUAGUUCUCAGUCAUAGUCCGAUGCUCUGCCAACUGAACUACCCUGGCAGUCAGUUGCUGGGGCUUCUGUAAGCUAGGAGGGCCAGUCAGAGGCAAGGCCAUUCCAGGAGGCUAGAAGAACAGGAAGCUCCCUGGUGUUUGAUUUAUUUAUGUAGAUACUUAAACUGGCCAAAUAUAUAUAUUGCGAAGAGUGCCAUUUUGAAUCCACAAUGAAUUUCUUUCUCAUGCAAGAUCAUAGCCAGGAUGUUGGGCCCUGGGCGAUGAAGGUUAGGCUGAAAAGCACUGCAGGACCACAGCUGGGCUCAGGCGUGCAAGGUCAGUGGGUGGAUUCAGAUGGCUUAUCAGCAAGCCAUUCAUGUUGGGAGGAGUGUGUAUUAGAGAGUGGUACCAUAUUUCGUCCCCCCCCCAUGCUAUAAAAGGAGGAUCUUUUGCUAUGUGAAGCACUUAAUUGAUGCAGAACACUUAACAGCAAGGAUCUUCCUGGGACAAGUAGCAGCAACCUUCAAAAGCAAACUUCACGGAGGAAGCUGAGGGGCCUAUUGCAAGGAAGAUCCAGAGAAACCAGUUUGGAAAGCAGUUUUGGGUUCAGUGAAGAGCAAGGCUGUGGGGUGCCAGGAUUCAUCAGCAGUGCAGGGGUGUGGUGAUCUGUGCUUUAAGCGGAGGCAGAGAAGCUGACUAGAGAUCUCUGCUCUUCUCACUGUGCACUUUUGUAAUAAGUUGCAAAGGCCUGUUUCAGCUGCCCUCAAUGCAACUAGCACAAAACCACCUGAGGACAGUUUCAAGGAACAGAAUGUAUCAUUUGGAGAAGGACCCGUGAUAAGGGGACAUGAUAAUAAAAAAAAACUUUUAAAGCAGCCAUCUAAUUUCACUGGGGCUUUUAAACCAUCCAAAUGGGUGGGAAACCUCAGGCUGUCUGUGUUCCUUGGCACUCUAUGAAAAAGCCACACACCCACUUCCAGGCAACUCCUGCUCCAUCUCCCCCUUGAGCACUUUUACCUGGCUGGAAAGAGGCUGACAUCUGAUCGUGCCUCUUGCUUGCUUGCUUGGAUGGAGGGCAGGGAGGGGGUGUGAGUGUGUUGAAACUAGCCUACUGUUCAAAGGUAGAAUUUAUACUUGUUGCUGUGCCCACUUUUGCCUCUGGCCCAACCCAACACUGGCACAUGGCACCCAGAAAGUUGCCCAGAAGUGAGUAUCUUGGGCAAAUUUAUUAAACAAUUAAUAUAAAAUAUCUUAAGUGGUGAAGAAAAUUAACUUAUAUUUGAUGGCGGAUUUCUUGUGCGUCAAAUGAUAUUUGCACAUGGUUGGAUAUGGGCCCUCCUGAAAAACCCUGGUACAUGUGCUUAACUGUCCUUUCCAAGCAAUUAUUGUGGAAGUGAAAGUAUGGCUGUAAGUUGCCUUGAGUCCCUGUCAGGGGAAAAAGGUGGGGGGGAAUAAUAUUAAUAAUAAUAAUAAUAAUAAUGGGAAAACGGGAUCUUUUAUAGUUAUGUCAGAUACAUUUUAAUAUAAGUAGUAAGGCAUAAUAGAGGAUCAAGAUAUAGUUGCAGACAUAGCUCGUGUCUGCUUUUCUCUCUUUGAAUAUUAAUGUCAGAUCACACCUGGAGUAUAGUGUCCAUUUCUGGGUGCCACAAUAUAAGAAGGAUAUUGACAAGAUGGAGCGUGUGCAAAGGAGGGCAACCAAGAUGAUUAAGCGUCUGGAAACCAAGCCUUAUGAGGAAUGGUGGAGGGAGUUUAGCCUGGUAAAGAGGAGACGGAGAGGAGAUAUGAGAGCCAUCUUCAAAUAGGGCUGUCAAAUGGAAGAUGGCACAAACUUGUUAGCUCUGGACGGUAGAACCCGAACCAAUGACUUCAAGUUACAAGAAAAAAAUUCCAACUAAACAUCAGGAAGAACUUUCUGACAGUAACAGCCAGCGCUUUUCCCCCCUAGGGGGACGCAGGGGUACAUAUACCCCUAAGCAUUUUGUGAAUCUAGGUUUGGCCUCAUUGAGGGGCAGUAUUUCAUUAUGAGUAGGAAAAUGAGAGUACGCCUAAAUAAUUUUUUUUAGAAAAAAAGCACUGGUAAGAGCUGUUCGAUGGUGGAACAGACUCCCACGAGACGUGGUGGACUCUCUUCCUUGGAGGUUUUUAAGCAGAGGUUGGAUGGCUGCAUGCCAUGGCUGCUUUAGUGGAUAUUCCUGUAUUGAAAGUGUUAGACUUGAUGACCCUUUGCACUCCUUACAACUCUACAAUUCUAUGAUUCUAAUACAGUGGUACCUCGGGUUACAUACGCUUCAGGUUACAUACACUUCAGGUUACAGACUCCGCUAACCCAGAAAUAGUACCUCGAGUUAAGAACUUUGCUUCAGGAUGAGAACAGAAAUUGUGCUCCGGUGGCACAGCAGCAGCAGGAGGCCCCAUUAGCUAAAGUGGUGCUUCAGGUUAAGAACAGUUUCAGGUUAAGAACAGUCCUCCGGAACGAAUUAAGUACUUAACCUGAGGUACCACUGUAGGUACUGUGUCAGUCUAGGACGGGUGGGGGAACUAACUGUCACCCUCCAGAUGUUGUUGGACUCCCAACUCCCAUCAGCCUCAACCAGCAUGGCCGAUGGUCUGGGGUCCAACAACAUCUGGAGGGGCACAGCUGGUUCCCCUUCCCCAGCUUAGGUGGAGGAAGGAGUGGGGCUGUGGCAGGUGCAUUUUGCUUCAGGGUUCUCUCCCCUUCUUGUCUUUGCUAAAAGAUGCUGUAUUCUUCUGAGGCUCUUAAUUCCACACACACACCCUGCUAUCGACAUCAGUUGCUUAAGCCGCCUUCUUCUUUGUUAUCUUGAGCACAAACUGGCAGCAUAUGGUCAGAUAGACAACAGUCUUGAUCAGCUGUGUGCUGAUCUUGGGGGUAUUCUUACUUACUAAGGUCACACAGGGGCCUGGCUAGGCACUGUUAAAGUUACAAGAAUAAAAAAAAGCUCCAUAUCAAAUCUGCCAAACAAAACCAGCUGAAGAUGCAUGUCAGAAUGAUGAGGAUACAGGGCACACUCAGGCUUUGGAGUGAUGCUAACACUGCCUGUUGCUUCUUUCCUGGUGGUAAGAUGUUCCUCACUCCCACCACCUGCAAUUGAUUCAUACUAUAUUUGAUCAAGGACCUUAAGAACAGUUACUCCUGAAAAAAAUUAAAGGUGCAAUUUUGUAGAAACGUACAGCUGUUAACAAAGAAACAGUUUUUGCUUAGAUGCGACAUUAAAAUGCAUAACGUUUAUUUGUAAGCAUGCCCUAUUGAUUUUGGUGUGUUUAGGGUCAUCGUUUUACUCUGGUGUAAUUAGAGGGCCUGGAACAAUUCAGCUGUGUUUGAUUCACAGAGCUUAGAGCAGCAUAUUUGCAGAUGAACUCCAUUUUAUCCUUACAACAACUCAGUGAGGUAGGCUGGGCCAAGUGAGUGACUGGUUCAAGGACACCUGUUUCACAGCUGAGCGAGGAUUUGAGCCCACUUCCAACAGGCUGCCGACUGCACUUACUGGCUCUCUCAAUCUCUCUAUUCAUUUUUAUACCAUAAAUAGCAAGUUGUCUCCUUCUGUAAGGUAGCUAGUAUCCUGAAAUCUAUAGAGUGAGUGGAAAAGAAGAGUCCAUGGGCCAAGUCAUUUGUUGAUCUACAGUGUAAACUAGCUCAAUAGAUGGAGAGAGAUUUCCUAGUAGCUUUUUAUGGUAAACAGACCAAUAAUUCUUGAAGUGCUGUUGCAAUUUGCCUCAAAACAGCUUGUAUGUUCGCUUAAGGUGGUGGUUGCAACUAAAUAUAAUUUAACUUACAGUAAUAUUUUUUUGUUAAUUUUUAUCUGCAGGUUAAAGAACUUGUUCUCGACAACUGUAGAUCAAAUGAAGGCAAAAUUGAAGGUCUGACAGAUGAAUUUGAAGAGCUCGAAUUCUUAAGUACAAUCAACGUAGGCCUCACCUCAGUUGCAAACUUACCAAAGUUAAACAAGCUUAAGAAGGUAGGUAGAUGUCUUUAUUUAAAAAGAAAAGAAAGGCAUUAUUAUUAAAGCAUGGAAUGAGUUUGCCAAAGAGGAACUUUUACAUCAGAUGUUUAGAUUUCCCUGUGGCAAAAGAGCAAAGCAAAAUUGUGGCGUUUUAUUUUAAGUUAUUAAUAAUAAGACACAUAUUUCUACAUAAUGAGAGUUCCUAAUGCAUAAAAUUCAUCUCUGACAUUGUUGACUCUCUUCUCCUUAAUCUUUUCAGCAUAAACCCCCUUGACCCAACUGCUUCUCAUCUCUUCCUCCUUUGCCUCUUCAAUCCAUCUUUGCCUCUCUGCUGCCCUGCCCUGGACACUCCUUUGCUCUUGCCUUCACCAAGAGCUCCUCUGUGUCUGCUGUAAAAUUCCCUCUGUCAACUCAUCCCCUGCUCCCUUUCAGCACAGCACCUUGUCCACCAUGCUCUGCCUUGCGCUCCUUCCAUGACCUCCAAUCUAUUGAUCCAGUGGCCUUCCCGGCAGUAUCCCCUCUUCUCCAUGUCUGCCAGACUCCUGUGUUUCCUGCAGUUUGCACCUUCGCUUCAUCUGUCUCAUCUGCUCUUGACUUCCUUAACCCUUUCCCAGCAUUUUUCUUUGCCCCUUUCAGCCCUCCUAGCUCAUUCCCCCCAUUUGAUACCUCUCUCCAUGGCCUUGUGAAGCUGAGUUACCUGUGAAGAACUAAAGAGGGGACCAACUUUGUCCAUUAGAAGUUCCCAUAUUCUCCUCUGCAUCUUUAUCUGCUGUCUACCUGCCCAAGCAGCACCAUUUUGCCUCUCUGAUUCACACCAGCUGCAGGAAUUUUCACUCCCCGUCGUCUUCUUUUUGAUGCACGUCCCACCCCACCCCCUUCUUGCUCCCUGCCCAAGACUUUUCCUCCUUAUUCAGUGCUGAAAUGGAAACCAGCAGCUCUGAUUACUUGCCGCCUCUCCUCUUUCGGCUUCCCUUCAUCCUGCACCUCCCUCUUUGCUUUCCGUUAUUGCUUGAUGAGUUGACUGCCCUGUAACCCCUCUCAGCACAUGCUUCCGUGAUCUCCUCCCUUUUUGGAGUUGUCCUCUCCAGCACCAUUAUGCCUCCUCCACAUACACAGCUUUUCCCUUUCCCCCCAUGAUGCUCAAACAUCCUGCAGUUUCCCUUGGCCUGUCCUUACUCUCCCAAGUGCCACCCCCUCUCCCUUACACCUCUUACCCUCAAACUCCUGGUGCACAUGCUGCUUACUCCUAUUGCCUCACCUCUGCUCUUGACAUCUGGUCUGGGUUCUACCCCCUGAACGCCACUGACUCUACAGUCUCAAAAAUCAUUGCAAGAUCUAAAGGUGCUACAUUCCUCUUUGACUUUCUGCUGCCUUUGAUACAGUUGAUUCCCCCCAUCCACUGCUCCUGGCUUGCCUCCUUAUGCCCUGGAUCUCCAUGAUGCUGUCCUCUGCUGGAUCUUUUCCUACAUGUCUUAAUAGUUCCUAUUAAGUGGGAGCUCUUUCUCUGCUUCCCUUCUCUCUGUUUGUGUCCUUCAGGUCCUCUACUAUAUUUUCUCUCUCCACAACAACGGUUGGGUUUCUUUUGUAGCCUGAUAGUCAGAGUCCUCUCUGGGAAACUUUCCAAGGGCCACAUGUCAGUGGUGGGUGGGGCCAGAGGCAAAAGCGGGUGGAGCAACAAAAGCUGUAUUGUAUAGUAGGCUUGUUUCUACACACACUCAUACACACCCUCCGCAAGGGCACAUUCCAGCCAGGCAAAAACCUUAAGGGUGUGAAGCAGGGCCUUUGAGAGGCGUGGUCUGAGGAGAGUUCAAAGGGCCAGACAGAGAGGCACCCCCCACCUCUGCUCUCCACGCUGUCCCCAGGCAAUUCAGGUCAGUGCAAGCCAUUCCACAGAGCCAUUUAAAGCCCCAAACUUUAAAAUGUGAUUGAAUCCUGAAAACUGCAAAAUGUGUGGACCAUUUUUAUAUAUUUUUGCCCUCAGCUCGAGUUAAGCGACAAUAGAAUCUCAGGAGGACUGGAAGUAUUGGCAGGAAAAUGUCCGAACCUCACACACCUAAACCUAAGUGGCAACAAAAUAAAGGAUCUCAGUACAAUAGAACCUCUGGUAAGUCGGGGCAAAGCUGUCAGAGAGCCACCCGAGGCCAGCUUUUGAUGCCAUGGCCCACACUAAUGCCUAUGAUUCGUGGUGGGGCUUUCCUUGCCUGCUGCAUUUGGGGCCCUGGCGCAGAUGUGGUCACCAGAAUAUUGGAUUGGACUGAGGCACCUCAGGCUCAAAAUCACCACUACUCAGCCAUGAAGUUGACUUUGGGCCCAUCACUGUCCUUGGCUUAACCCACUUCACCAAAUUGUUGUGGGGGUCAAAGUGGGGAGGGGGACAGUGUUUGCCUUGACGGAAAGGUGGGACUAUAAAUAACAGCAACAAAACAAUUGGCCCUCUUGGGUGCCUCCUGCCCGUUUCUCCUCUCCUGCUUGGCCUUGUGGGUGCCCAAACCUUACACCCCAUGACCUCUUUGCCACCCAGUUUUGUUCCAGCGGCCCUCUAGCCCACCCCCAUCAGAGUUUGUCUCUCAGGAAGGCCUAACAAUGAGUGGUUGCUUCCUCAUCCAUCCAGUGGUGUUCCUGGUCUACUUUAUGCCAUUGCCGCUUCCAGGAUCCUCCUGUCAUAUUUGCCUUUCUUGUUUCCUGGUGGCUCUUCAGCAGUAGAGUGUGUGUGCCUGCUAGUGACACAAGGAAGGGGAUGGAAUAGUCAGUGUGUGGUGCAUUGCAAGAGAUUUAACACCAUACAUUCUGUCAAUCAUCCUUGCCAGGGCCCUGUAACUUGGGUGCGGGGGGGGGGGGGGGGUUGCCUGUGGCUGCAUGAGCUGUUUAUGGCCCAAGACCAGAUUUGAGCAGUAGUUCACCCUCAUAAUCACCACACUAUCAGAAUUUCUUCUCCACCUGCUGCUGCUGCACUUUGUUUGCUACAUUUAUAUGGUGCUUUUCUCCCAAGGGGGGCUUACAACUAAAAAAAGACACAAAAUGAAGCUUGUGAAAAGCAAAACAAGAAAACAGUAGAGUUGUGUCAGGUCCUUGAUGCAGUAGAUGUCAGGCCCUUGAUUCCAGAGCUGAUGGCCUGAAGUUCUCCUUCCUCCCAUCAUUUUAUUAGCCAAUAAAAUGUUUGCUACCCUCUGAACCCAACAGCUGAGGGAGCCUUCUUAAAAUUCCAGAAGUGGUGCAAAUCUUCUGGCUGCGGCUACUGCUGCCUCCUUUUUGCUCCCUUUUGCUCUUGAUUGACAUGCAGAGUCGUUUCCACAGCUCCCUCUGGUGGUCACUUGAAGGGUUGAUGUUGCACAUUGCCCGGAAGCAAGGUCUCUUCCUUUGAGUGAGGCUUUGAAUUCUCAGGGCAGCCACAGGUGACACAGCAAGUUUAUUUCUCUUUCCAUGUGUCUGAGAGAUUUGGGACCCUUCCUUCUCAAGCCUCCCAGGGCCCAACCAAGCCCAUCCUGGUCUCUGCAGUGGCUUAAAUCUCCUAGGUGUCUCCUGAUGUGUCAGCUAGAAGACCUUCCUUCCUGUUCUGGGAGCAUAUUUGCUUUUUAAUAUAUACUUGGUGAGCUUUGGUCUUUGGUAAGGUUUGAUUCUGAUAGGUGAAACCCUUUAUUUGCCUUUCAGGAAAAGUUAGAAAACCUGAAGAGUUUAGAUCUUUUCAAUUGCGAGGUAACUAACUUGAACGACUACAGAGACAACGUCUUCAAACUCCUCCCACAACUCACGUAUCUCGACGGAUACGACCGGGAUGAUAAAGAGGCCCCCGAUUCAGAUGCUGAGGGCAAUGCGGAAGGCUUUGAUGACGAUGAGGAGGAGGAAGAUGGUAGGUCACUUUGUUCCUUACCUCGGUCUCGUUAGUGGAGUUUCCCAAGAGUAGAAACAAAUGUCCUUGUGCUGUUUCUAUAUUAAGAACCUUCAGCAAAAUUUGCUGCAGCUCAGUACUUUAACAGCACUCUAGUUUUAUCCUGAAAAAGGUUGGUGAAAUAUAAGAACAGACUUUCUGGAUUGGACAGAAACUAUCCAUCUAGUUGACUAGUCUGUGUCCAACAGCAGCAGGCAGGCAGAUGCUCCCCAGAAAGUCAGGGCAAUGAGCCUUUUUUGCUGGUUGUUGCUCACACCUGCUGUUCCACUUAAGCUGUCAUGGAGAAUGGCCGCUGAUACAGACCUUUCCCUCCUCACCCUCCAGAUUUCCCUCAGUCCUCUUAGCCUUGUGAGCUGCACAUCUCUUUUUCAGAUGCUCCCUUUGAAUUUCUGCGGCCUACUUUAGCUCUUUAUCAUUCAAGUACCACAAGAUCCUGAGGUUUGCCACAUCCCAUGACAGUGAGUGCUGUGGUGCAUCAGGUCACAAGAGCAGAAAGCCUGAUUCCGCAGCAUCACGGUCUUUUCCCAGCUCCCAUCAAUUACACCAACUCUUGGCACGAGAAGGACCUCCGGCUGCUGCUUGGUUUUACUUGGCUGUAGCUCCUGUGAAUUUUAUCGUGAGCCUGGCAGGCAGAAAUCAAGCAGGUGGCAUCUUUCCCCACCGCGACUAUCGCCAUGCCCAGGAAAUGCUUUUCCUACUCAGCUUGCGCAUGUCAGGCUGCAGGAAGACUUGGUGGCAAACUGCUCUUAAGCAGACCCGCACUGCUCCCCAGUAGCUCCUUGCAGCAAAUCGACCUUGUGAACUUCCUUUUUGCAGAAGAGGAAUAUGACGAAGAUGCUCAGGUAGUAGAAGAUGAGGAAGAUGAGGAUGAAGAAGAGGAAGGAGAAGAGGAGGAUGUAAGCGGGGAAGAUGAGGUAAGAAUGUCAUUUUGGAGGAGCGAGGAUAUAGCUGAGAGUCUCUCACUGCUGAACCAUUGUGGAUUCUUUCCCUCCCCUUUGAAAUCUCUACAGUAUUUCCCAAUAGCUUUGCCAGCUUGAAAAAGUUCUGUACAAGGACAAAGCAUGCAUUUUCUGCUUUCUUUCCCACAGGAGGAUGAAGAAGGGUUCAACGAUGGUGAAGUAGAUGAUGAAGAGGAGGAAGAAGAAGCUGGUAAGCGCAGAACUGAAACAGGAAAAAUAAUCACCUCCUUGUGAAUGGUCAAAGGGUUACAGCAACGCAAGCUUAGAGUCUGAAUAGCCCAUUCCUGCCAUUGUGCCCAAUAAGAGAUAGAAAAUGCCACAUGGAGGAAAAUCCAUGACUGCAGUGUGAUAAGAUUUUGAGAUAUUUCACAUGGAGGCUCUUUUCACAGAGAUUCCUUCCAGAUUCUUGACUUCGGAUCUUCUGUGCCGUUUCCCCCUCAAGCCCUGCAGAGAGGCUGCUGGCUUCCUCCUGGUGGUUGUGGCUGUUUGAUAAAUGAUAAAUCAUUUUUGUGCAGAUGUUUUUAUUCUUUGCACAUACUUCAUGUGGUGUAGAGUUGUUUUUUAAUAAUAAGCGUUUGGUAGACAGGACAAUGGGGUCUUCUUUCUGGUGGCACCCAAACUGUGGCACUCGCCUCCCAUAAAGGUGUGUUAUCUGUGUCGACGCUUGGUGCCUUUGGUUGGUUUUAUUUAUCCUGGCCUUUGGAAAUGAAAUAGAAAUUUUUACUUGCCUUUCCUGUAUGGAAUUGUUGUUAGCUGUUCUAUGUUUUUGUUUGUUGAUUAUUUUGUACGUGCUUGUUUAGUUUAUGUAAACUGCUCUGGACCCUUAGGGUGCGGAAGCCCUGAGACGAAGAGCUGUCUGUGCAUCACUAUUUGGCCCUUCAGUGUCUGGAUCUGAGUGUGGGUUGCUGAGACACUGCUGGUAGAUGGCAUUUGGGAUUUGUUGGCCCCCCACCCUCAGUCUGCCCUCUGACUGACCCUCUAGUUGCUGCUCAGGUUUUCCUGCUUCAGAUGUGAAGACCAGCACAGGCCUGAGCUGUGCUGGAUUUGAUGUGGAACAAGGUCAUUCCAUGCUCUGGCACAGAAAGGAGAAUUUUACAGUGCUGCUUCUUCAACAUACCGGCUCAAUGCGCUUGCCAAAAAUAUCCCUGCAAUGGAACAAGUGCCAAAACCAUGGGGCCUGGGAGGCGUUAGGUCUCUCACUUGGGAAAACCAUAACACGGCCUUUAAUUUCUUUCCACAGAAGAAGAAAAAGGACAGAAGAGAAAACGAGAACCUGAUGAUGAAGGAGAAGAAGAUGAAGAUGAUUAAACUCAAAAUAAUCUGUUGUGGGGAGGGGGUGGGGAAUAAAUUUCCUACUGUGAUUUGACUGUUUCUACCCUGUAUUUCACCCCUCCCCCCCUCCCCGGAGUGUAACGUUGCUGUGGGAUCGAGCGGGACAUGCAUAAUUGGGUGGGCGAAGGAAUUAAAAUAUCAUUUUUUAAAAACAACAACAACAACCUGCCACUCUACUUUUUGUUCCUGAAUAAUUUCCUUUUGUGCCCAUUAUUAGUUCCUGUUAAUGCAAUAACAAAUAUAAAGCAAGUGGUAAAUUUGUUUCUUGGAGUGGAUCAUUCUGGACACAACUUGAGUUUUGUUUUGUUUUUGAAAAGACGAGCGAGUAAAUUUCCACAUGUGAUGCAAAGGUGAUCUGAAAAGUGAGAUCUUUGGGGUCCUGAGAAUGGCUUUUGCCACUCUCUGAGCAUUUUUUCUUCUACUUCUUCUGGGUGCAGCAAUUUUUGGCGGUGAAAGCAUUCCAGCCACAGCAGCGGGGGUGCAAGCAGCAUCUUGAUAAAAGUGUUUUUCUUUGUUGCCUGUUUGUGAAUGGCUGCCGUUCCCAGGAAAACACACACACACACACACACACACACACACACAAAAUUUCCUCCACUUCCUGUAGGUAUCUUUUUACUUUCGCUGUUUGUAAAUAGUGACCAAAUAUGUAAUCUCUUUCCCUGACUCCUGGCCCUUUACCACCAUUUAAUUUGGUUUGGGGUGGUGACUUUGCAAAUCUUCCGUUGUGGGUUUCCCCCAUACUUGUUGUUAUUAUUUUUUAGAGCACAAACCACCCCCUGAGGGGAAUCUUCCUUGAUUUGGAGAUGGCCGGGCAGACAUGGAUUCCCCUUGAGUUGUGCCCUUUCUUUAUUUCAGGUAUAUGGAAAAGUUCUCUGUCAACGGCAGUCAUUGAAAUAUAUAUAAAAAUAUAUAUAAAAAGUGUUCCUAAUUUCCUGAGUUAACUGGUGAAAUGAAUCUGACAGUUGUAAUAAAAAAGAAAAUGUUUGAACCCUUUUAACUAAGGUGUGUACUAUUUUGGUCUGUAAAAUAUUAUAUAUAUAGAUAUAUUAACACCUCCUUAAUGAUAAGUGAAUGAGAAUCUGUUCCCACUUGUGCUCUGUAAUACUCUUGAAGAUUUUUACAAACCUUUAAAUACUGGAAGGGGGGGGGGGGACAGACAAUGCCGCAUGUCUAGCCUAGGCUGGUUUCCUUUCGUACACUCAAGCACGGAAUGCUAAUUGCAAAAGUUGUAUUUUCUUACCAUGUUGCGAAGUCAUUUAAAUUGACUGUGCAACAUUCCUAGUUGAAUGUACAGUUUUAAUUUCAUAUCCCUCUUUAAAAAGAUAGUUAGAAGUGACUUGUAUUUCCUAGUCAAUAUCUCACCUGUGUAUAAAAGACAAAAGCAAAAAAAAAAAAAAAAGAAUAUUGCAACCUUCCCUCUUGCUCCCCAAAGAGCCAAACUUUUUCAGUUUUAUGUCUUGUUUGUCAUUGAUGAAUUUCAAUAAAUCUUUUUAUACAAUUUC
Podarcis lilfordi (Lilford's wall lizard) is the source of this 19261-nucleotide messenger RNA. The record is from the annotation of a GenBank genome assembly. NCBI's taxonomy places the organism in Eukaryota, Metazoa, Chordata, Lepidosauria, Squamata, Lacertidae.